GUUACUCUCUGCAAUUCCGGCCAUUUCCCCCUCGCCAAUGGUCUUCUCGAGCGGAUGAUCAAGACCAAUUCCCCGGUUUCUUCCAUUUUAUAUUCUGUCAUUGAUAGCUUUGCCCGGACGGAAGGAUCCAAUUCAGCGGUCUUCGACGUGCUCGUCGAUACUUAUAAGAAGAUGGGCAUGCUGAAGGAGGCCGCCGAAGUGGCUUUAUUGAUGAAAGAUGUCAGCUUUUCGCCUAGUUUGAGGUGUUGUAAUGCGCUGUUGAAGGAUCUUUUAAGAGCUAAUUUGAUGGAUUUGUUCUGGAAGGUGUAUGAUUUUAUGUCGGGAGUGCCAUUGGGGCACGAUGUUUACACUUAUACUACUUUGAUCAGCGCUUAUUUUAAGGUUGGCGAUGUCGAUUCCGCAAAACGGACCUUCUCCGAGAUGAAGGCGAAGGGUUGCAGUCCAAGUGCCGUGACAUACAACACAUUGAUAACUGGGUUCUGUAGAGUUGGAGCUCUCGUGGAUGCUUUUGAGUUGAAGGAGGAUAUGGUGAGGAAAGGUCUAGUUGCUGAUGGUUUUACUUACAGUGCGCUGAUCAAUGGCUUGUGCAAGAAUCGCAAGUCCAAGGAAGCAAGACAACUGUUGGGUGAAAUGUCUCUCUUGGGUCAAAAGCCUGAUAUCAUCUCUUACACCUCUUUGGUCGACGGAUUUAUGAGAGAAGGCAACAUUGAUGAGGCCUUCACAGUAAGGGAUGAGAUGGUGGCAAAUGGAGUGCAGCCGAACGUGGUUACCUAUAACAAUCUCAUUCGUGGAGUCUGUAAAAUGGGUAAAAUGGAUAAGGCGCAUGAGCUGUUGAGGGAGAUGAUUCAAAUGGGUUGGAAGCCAGAUGCAAUAACUUAUAAUGUAGUCAUCGAGGGGCACAUCCGAGAACGGGAUUUGCAAGGGGUUUUUCGAUUGCUUGAUGAGAUGAAGAGUAAGGAUGUAUCACCUAAUUUGUACACGUACAGUGUAAUUAUUAAUGGGUUGUGCCGUUGUGGAGAGUCAAGGCAGGCUGUUGGUUUGUUGAAGGAAAUGUUUGCAAGGGGUUUGAAGCCCAAUGCUGUCAUUUAUGCUGCUGUCAUUUCAGGUCACUGCAGAGAAGGUAGAAUUAUAGAAGCGUGUGAGACUUUAGAUAAGAUGACUGAAAGAAAUGUUUCCCCUGAUGCAUUUUGUUACAAUUCCCUUAUAAUAGGUCUAUGUAAGACAGGAAAAAUGGAAGAGGCAUUGAGGUAUUUUGUUGAAAUGCUUGAGAGAGGGUUGUUGCCUAACACAUACACAUAUGGAGCCCUAAUUCAUGGGUAUUGUAAGUCUGGGGAUAUGCAUGAGGCAGAGAACUAUUUCCAAGAGAUGCUUGGUCGUGGUUUAAAGCCCAAUGAUGUCAUUUAUACGAACCUUAUUGAUGGCUACUGCAAAGGCAAUGAUGUUGCAAAGGUCUUCUCCACACUUCAUUCCAUGUUAGAAAGUGGUGUGCUACCAGAUGUGCAAACAUACAGUGUGGUUAUUCACAGCCUUUCGAAGAGUGGGAAGAUGGAAGAUGCUUUCCAAAUCUUUUCAGAGCUUCAGGAGAAAGGAUUGGUUCCUGAUGUGUACGCUUAUAGUUCACUUAUCUUUGGGCUCUGUAAGAUCGGUGACAUAGAACAGGCUUUACAUCUGCAUGAUGAAAUGUGUGGCCGAGGUGUAGAGCCAAAUAUUGUUAUCUAUAAUGCCUUGAUCGAUGGCCUUUGCAAGUCAGGCGAUUUGAAGAGUGCCACAGAGUUUUUCAGUAUCAUCUUAAAGAAGGGUUUGGUACCAAGUGGUGUGACAUACACUAUAAUGAUCGAUGGCAACUGUAAUGCAAGAGAAAUGUCUGAGGCAUUUAGAUUAUACGAUGAAAUGCUGUCAAGGGGAAUCUUGCCAGAGAAGUUUACCUACAGUGCUCUUAUUGGUGGAUGCUGCAAAGUUGAGAACUUGGAGAGAGCUCUUGAAUUGUUUAAUGAAAUGUUGCAGAAAGGCUUUGCAACUGUUCUCACUUUUAACACUUUAAUUGAUGGCUUUUGCAAGCUUGGGAAGCUACAAGAAGCAACUCGAUUGCUGCAAGUGAUGGUGGACCAACAGAUUUUGCCUGAUAAUGUAACCUACACAACCUUGAUUGAUGGGCACACCAAGGCAGGAAAGAUAAAGGAGGCAUGCCAACUAUUCUCAGAGAUGCAGGAAAGGAAUCUCAUGCCCAAUGCAGUAACUUACACAUCACUUAUUGAUGGGCAAAGCAGAGCAGGAAACAUGUCAGAAGCAUCAGCAUUGUUCAAGGAGAUGAUGGACAAAGGUAUAAAGCCGGACGAAGUAACUUACCAUGUGACCACACAGUGUAAAGAAGGAAACUUAGUUGAGGCAUUCAAGUUGCAGGAUGCCGUUAUUGCAAAAGGCGUCCAAUGAGCAGUCCCAUGUAUGUCCCGUUGAUAGGUGGCCUUCACAGAAAGGGUGAUUUUUCUGAAGCAUUGAAUUUACUCGAUGAAAUGCAAGAGCAAGGAAACAUACCUGAUAAUGCUCAAUGCACGUCGCCAGUUCAUGACUGUCACCAAAAAAAGGAUUCGUUGAUAAAGAUCAGCUUUUGAAGAUUAUGGUGAGUAAUUUGUCUUCCCAAAGCUAUUCCUCGACCAGUUCAGUUGAAGGGUGUGAAGAAAUGGUGACUGUUGAGGAAGCUACGUAGGUUUACUCGAAGCAUAAAUAGCUAAGAACAUUCUGUUUGUGCAUACUAAAUUACAUGAGAUCGAUAAAUAGCCCAUCUUCUUCAUGAUCAGCUAUAACCUCACAACGUAGAUAUGCUGGUCUGAUGUAAAUUAGAAGCAUAAAUUUUUUGGGGGCUGGUUAAUCGGCACAUGGAUUUAUUAUGGCACUUUUGGUUCCUUGCUCUGUUGCUUAAUUUCUAAUAUUAUAGCCCUCUCAACCAUCUCAUCAUUCAACAAUUACUGUUUUUUAUGUUUUAUAAUGAAGUAUCUUACUUGUAAAGAUGUUGAAUGAGGCAGUUUACAUCUGGCUUUUGCUGCCAUUUCGUG
Messenger RNA from Elaeis guineensis (African oil palm), 3050 nucleotides. NCBI's taxonomy places the organism in Eukaryota, Viridiplantae, Streptophyta, Magnoliopsida, Arecales, Arecaceae. The record is from RefSeq and is a predicted model, not a curated record.